UCGUAAUUCGUUGUAUAUGGAAUGGCGGCAUAACCUAAUGAUUUGUUAUUGCGUUAUUUGUGUAUUUAGGAGAACAUUUAAAGUUAUAAAGUGAAGAUUGUGUCGAUAAUUAAAAUCAAAUAAUGGCUGACGCGGCCGCCAGACAGUUGCAAUAUGAAUACAAGGCGAACUCGAACCUUGUACUCCAAGCUGAUGUGCGACUCAUAGAGCGUCGUGGUCGUGAUGAGGCCACGGGGGAGGUGUUGUCUCUGUCCGGCAAGUUGGGUGGCACGAAGAUGGGGGAUAGAGCUCAACGGACAAAACCUGAUAAGGCCGAGGAGAGGAAAGCCAAACGUCAGAAGCGUGAUGAGGCAACAUAUGAGUUGACCAAGUCCAAAUCCCGAGCUGCAUGGGCAGAUGAAACUCCCGGGGCUUUGUAUAGACCGAGAGCUCAGCACACUCGACACGCCUACGAGCUGCUUUUAGCCUUCAUGCAAAGCGCCUUGGGCGACCAGCCAAGGGAUGUUCUGUGCGGAGCUUGCGAUGAGGUGUUGGUGGUGUUGAAAAACGAAAAGAUGAAGGACCUGGAAAGGAAGAAAGAGAUCGAGUUACUCCUCGGUCCGAUAGCAGAUGAAAGAUUCGCAUUAUUAGUUAAUUUAGGUAAAAAAAUCACCGACUUCACAAUAAGUACAUCCACCGAAGGCAACACGGAGAUCGAUGAAACAUAUGGCAUUAAUGUGCAGUUUGAGGAGUCGGAGGAGGAAGAUGACGAGGAUGCUUAUGGAGAGGUCCGUGAUGAAGAGAGGGAGGAGGGAGAUGCUUCAGAGGCGGAGGGUGGGGAGAGUUCCGGGGAGGAGAGUGGGGGGGAGAAGAAAAACGCCAUACACGCUAAUCUGUCAGAGGAGCAGUCCAGCAAGCGUCGGGACGCGGUCCUCCAUGCGAUGGAUAUAGACGCCUACUGGCUGCAGCGGAGACUCUCAAGACACUUCCCGGAUGCUAUGUUAUCACAGGCGAAGUCCUCCGAAGUGCUGCAAGCUCUGGCGGAUGCGGCUGAUGAAAGAGACCUGGAGAACAGGCUAGUGUUGCUGCUGGGUUACGACUGUUUCGACCUGGUCAAGACGCUCAACAAGUACAGAUACACGGUUCUGUACUGCACGAAACUGGCAUCGUCACAGUCUGAGAGCGAGAGGGCUGCUAUAAGAGAGGAGAUGGCAACAAAACCACACCUGCAGAAGAUCCUGGCACAGCUGGACACCGGGAAAGGGGAGGAUGAGAGCACGGUGCAAUCGGAGCAGCCCCGCAAGCGUUCCAGGUCGGUGCUCGAGGGAGGCUGGGCUGGCAGCGUGGCGGGGAACCGGAAACAGCUGCAGCUAGACGAGCUGGUGUUCGCAGCUGGGGCUCACUUCAUGGCCAACAAGCGCUGUCAGCUACCACCUGGAUCCUUCAGGAAGCAGCGGAAAGGCUACGAGGAAGUCCACGUCCCGGCGCUGAAACCAAAGCCGUUCGAGGAGAACGAGGUGUUGCUACCCAUAGAGAAGCUGCCCAAGUAUGUACAACCCGCCUUCGAGGGCUUCAAGACGCUCAACCGGAUACAGAGUCGCAUCUCUACAGCGGCCCUGGAGUCGGAUGACAAUCUGCUGGUCUGCGCGCCCACGGGAGCGGGCAAGACGAACGUGGCGCUGCUGUGCAUCCUGAGGGCGUUGGGCAAACACGUCAACCACGACGGCAGCGUCAACGUGGGCGACUUCAAGGUGGUGUACGUGGCGCCCAUGAGGUCGCUGGUGCAGGAGAUGGUGGGCAAUUUCAGCAAGCGGCUGGCGGCUUACAACAUGAAGGUGUCGGAGCUGACGGGUGACCACCAGCUCACCAGGGAACAGAUAGACGACACGCAGCUCAUAGUGUGCACGCCUGAGAAAUGGGACAUCGUCACUAGGAAAGGUGGCGAGCGUUCCUUCACCAACCUGGUCCGCCUCAUCAUCAUAGACGAGAUUCAUCUCCUGCACGACGAGCGCGGUCCAGUUCUGGAGGCGUUGGUCGCCCGCACGCUGAGGACGGUGGAGCACACACAGGAAGAGGUCCGCCUCGUUGGUCUGUCCGCUACCUUACCCAACUACACAGACGUUGCAGCAUUCCUCCGAGUCAAACCGGAAAAGGGUCUCUUCUACUUCGACAACUCCUUCAGGCCUGUAGCUCUGGAGCAGCAGUAUAUUGGUGUGACGGAGAAGAAGGCGCUGAAGAGGUUCCAGGUCAUGAACGAUAUCGUGUACGAGAAGGCCAUGGAACACGCUGGGAAGAAUCAGAUAUUGGUGUUCGUGCACUCCAGGAAGGAGACGGGGAAGACGGCGCGGGCUGUCCGCGACACCUGCCUGGAGAAGGACACGCUCGGACAUUUCCUUAGGGAGGGUUCCGCCAGCGUGGAGGUUCUGCGUACCGAGGCUGAGCAGGUGAAGAACCCUGAACUCCGUGAGUUACUACCCUACGGUUUCGCCAUACAUCACGCGGGUAUGAGCCGAGUGGACAGGACCCUGGUAGAAGAUCUGUUCGCUGACAGACAUAUACAGGUGUUGGUAUCAACGGCUACCCUGGCGUGGGGUGUGAACCUGCCAGCACACACGGUCAUAGUGAAGGGGACGCAGGUGUACAGCCCCGAGAAGGGCCGCUGGAGCGAGCUGGGGGCGCUGGACGUGCUUCAGAUGCUGGGAAGAGCUGGACGGCCGCAGUACGACACCAAGGGAGAAGGCAUUCUGAUAACAAAUCACUCCGAGCUGCAAUACUACCUGUCGCUGUUGAACCAGCAAUUGCCGAUCGAAUCACAGCUCGUCUCCAAGCUACCGGAUAUGCUGAACGCGGAGAUAGUGCUGGGUUCCGUACAGAGCGUGAGGGAUGCUGUCACGUGGCUCGGUUACACGUACCUGUACGUGCGCAUGCUCCGCCAGCCCGCUCUGUACGGUGUGAGUGAGGACAGGCUGAAGGACGACGCGUUGUUGGAACUUCACCGGGCCGACCUCGUUCACACCGCCGCCUCGCUGCUCGACAAAGCCGGUCUAAUUAAAUACGAGCGGAAAUCCGGUCACUUCCAAGCCACUGAGCUGGGUCGUAUAGCUUCUCACUACUACUGCACCUAUGAGACCAUGCAGAACUACAACCAGCUGUUGAAGCCCACAUUGGCUGAGAUAGAGUUGUUCAGAGUGUUCUCGCUGUCCGCUGAGUUCAAGCACAUCACUGUCAGGGACGAGGAGAAGCUGGAGCUGCACAAGCUCAUGGAGCGGGUUCCUAUACCUAUCAAGGAGAGUAUAGAAGAACCGUCAGCCAAGAUAAACGUGCUGCUGCAAGCUUAUAUAUCACAGCUCAAGCUGGAAGGCUUCGCCCUGAUGGCGGAUAUGGUGUACGUGACGCAAUCAGCGAGUAGACUGCUCAGGGCUAUCUUCGAGAUUGUGCUGCAUCGAGGCUGGGCGCAGCUGGUCGAUAAGACGCUGGCUCUGUGCAAGAUGGUAGACAAACGGAUGUGGCAGUCCAUGUCACCGUUGAGACAAUUCAGGAAAAUGCCGGAGGAGGUCAUCAAAAAGCUGGAGAAAAAGAACUUCCCCUGGGAGAAGCUGUACGAGCUGGGCCCCAAUGAGAUCGGUGAACUGGUCCGAGCACCCAAGUUAGGGAAGAUGAUACACAAAUAUGUACACCAGUUCCCCAAGUUAGAACUGGCAACACACAUACAGCCCAUCACGAGGUCCACACUGAGAGUCGAACUUACUAUAACACCUGACUUCCAAUGGGAUGAGAAGAUCCACGGCCAGUCUGAAGCUUUCUGGAUCCUGGUCGAGGAUGUGGACUCUGAGACCGUGCUGCACCACGAGCAGCUGCUGCUGAAGCACAAGUACUGCCGCGACGAGCAGCACGUGAAGCUGUUCGUGCCGGUCUUCGAGCCACUGCCUCCACAGUACUUCCUCAGGGUUGUAUCAGAUCGGUGGAUAGCCGCGGAGACGCAGCUUCCAGUGUCAUUCCGACACCUCAUCCUCCCGGAGAAAAACCUGCCGCCCACCGAACUUCUGGACCUGCAACCUCUGCCGAUAUCCGCCCUCCGGAACGAGAAAUGGGAACAGCUGUACAAAGACGCCUUCCCGCAAUUCAAUCCAGUGCAGACACAGGUCUUCAACGCUGUAUACAACUCGGACGACAACGUGUUCGUGGGUGCUCCAUCAGGGUCUGGCAAGUCGGUGAUCGCUGAGCUGGCACUUCUCCGACUCCUGACCCACAGCCCAGCCUCCAGAGCGGUGUACCUGGUCCCUCAUGAUGCACUCGCUGAUAUAGUGUUUGCGGACUGGUAUCACAAGUUCGGUGCCCGCUUCAAUCUGAAGGUUGUCCAGCUGACCGGUGAGACGGCUACAGACCACAAGCUGAUCAACAAGGGCCAGAUCAUAGUCACUACAGCUGAGAAGUGGGACGUACUGUCUAGAAGGUGGAAGGUCCGUAAGAGCGUCCAGAGUGUAUCGCUGCUGGUGGUGGACGCGCUGCAGCUGCUGGGCGCGCACGAGGGACCCGUGCUGGAGGUGGUGUGCUCCAGGAUGAGGUACAUCGCCUCGCAGACAGGUCGUCCUAUCCGUAUCGUGGCUCUGUCCCUGCCGCUGGCGGACGCUCGCGACGUCUGGCAGUGGCUUGGCUGUAAUACUAACAGCGCCUUCAACUUCCAUCCCAGCGUCAGGCCGCUACCGUUGGAGCUUCAUGUUCAGGGCUUCAACAUCUCCCACGCGGGGUCCCGCCUAGCGGCCAUGACCCGUCCCAUCUACAAUGCGAUCCUCCGCCACGCGGGCUCGCGUCCCGUGGCGGUGUUCGUCCCGUCCCGGCGACACGCUCGCGUCCUGGCAGCAGACCUGCUAGCCCUGGCCGGGGCACACGACACGCCGGGGAGAUUCCUCCGCGCUCGCCCUGACCUAGUCCAGCCCUUCCUUGAUAAGGUGCAGGAUAGGACGCUCCGCGAGACGCUAGCAGCUGGGGUGGCGUAUCUGCAUGCUGGGGUUUGUGCUGGAGAUCGCCGUGCAGCGCUUCAACUUCUGGAAUCCGGCGCGGCCCAGCUGUGCGUGGCGGCGGCUGAACUGGCGUACGCCUUCACCGCUCACGUCCACACCGUCAUAGUGGCUGAUACUAGUGUCUACAACGGUAAGCUGCACUGCUACGAGCAGUACCCGGUGACGACGGUGCUGCAAAUGCUGGGCCGGGCCUGCAGACCUCUGGAAGACGAGCACGCAGUCGCAGUACUCAUGUGCGCUCAGCAUCACAAGACGUUCUUCACGAAGCUUCUCAAUGACUGCCUACCCUUAGAGAGUCACUUGGACCACCGUCUCCACGACCACAUGAACGCUGAGAUCGUGACAAAGACGAUAGAGAACAAACAGGACGCGGUGGACUACCUCACCUGGACCUUCCUCUACAGGAGACUCACGCAGAAUCCCAACUACUACAACCUGCAGGGGGUCACGCACAGACAUCUCUCCGAUCACCUGUCAGAGCUGGUUGAGUCAACCCUAUCAGAUCUGGAACAGUCGAAGUGUAUAGCCAUCGAGGAUGAUAUGGACCUGCAGCCUCUCAACCUUGGAAUGAUAGCCUCCUACUACUACAUAAACUACACUACUAUAGAACUGUUCAGCUUGUCUCUGACUUCAAAGACGAAGAUCCGAGGUCUUCUAGAGAUCAUAUCUUCAGCGGCGGAGUACUCCGAGCUGAGCGUCAGGCAUAGAGAGGAGAACGUCAUUAAGACGCUCGCUGCCAAGGUGCCUCACAAAUCGUCAUCGCCGACAGUCCGCUACAACUCCCCCCACGUGAAGGCGCACGUGUUAUUACAAGCUCAUCUCUCCAGGAUGCAACUUCCGGCGGAACUGCAGGCUGAUACCGCCAUUGUGCUCACUAAGGCUAUACGUUUGAUCCAGGCGUGUGUGGACGUGGUUUCCAGCAGUGGCUGGCUAUCCCCAGCUGUUGCGGCUAUGGAACUAGCGCAAAUGGUGACCCAGGCUAUGUGGGCGAAGGACUCCUACCUCAAACAGCUGCCUCACUUCACCCCGGAACUGCUCCAACGUUGUUCCGAACGCGGGGUUGAUACGGUCUUCGAUGUGAUGGAACUCGAGGAUUCAGCUCGCACGGAGCUGCUUAGGCUCACGCCGACGGAAAUGGCGGAUGUGGCUAGAUUCUGUAACAGAUAUCCGAAUGUUGAGCUGAGUUAUGAGGUGUUGGAUAGUAGGAGAGUGAGGAGUGGUGGGCCGGUAGUGUUGAAGGUUACGUUGGAGAGGGAAGACGAGGUGACGGGGCCGGUCGCAGCGCCUAGAUUCCCGCAGAAGAGGGAGGAAGGUUGGUGGGUGGUGGUUGGAGAGCCGAGGACCAACAGCCUGUUGUCCAUCAAACGGGUUCAGCUUGGGCGAUCAGCUACUUUGAAGCUGGACUGGCUAGCCGGCGCGCCGGGACGACACACCUACACUCUGUACUUCAUGAGCGACGCUUAUCUGGGAGCGGAUCAGGAAUACAAGUUCAAUGUGGAUGUGUCCGAUGCCAGGUCACCGGAUAAUGCAGACUGAUGACACACGUUAAUACUAUCAGCGACAGCCUUAAAAUAAUAAUGAUUCACUAAGCAUAAACAAUAAAAAAUAUAUAUGUUUGUCUUUAA
Molecule: messenger RNA, 6625 nt
Organism: Danaus plexippus (monarch butterfly)
Lineage: Eukaryota; Metazoa; Arthropoda; Insecta; Lepidoptera; Nymphalidae
Gene: l(3)72Ab
Product: U5 small nuclear ribonucleoprotein 200 kDa helicase
Exons: 38
Coding region: 123-6536 (2137 amino acids)
Cellular component (GO): nucleus
Molecular function (GO): nucleic acid binding; ATP hydrolysis activity; ATP binding
Source: RefSeq, a predicted model, not a curated record